AUGGAUUGGGAUGAUGAUGUUGAUUAUUAGUUUAAAAAUGUAAAUCAAAAAUUAAAAGAAUUAUCAGAUGGAUAAUAUUGUGAUUCAUUUUAAGAAUUAUUUGAAUAGAUUAAAAUAAUUUACAACUGCGAUGAAAACUAAAAAAAAUUAGGAGCAAAUUAAUUAUUAACAGCAAAACAAUUUAUUUUAGAUUUUAUUGAAUUAGGUACUUAUUUUAUUGUUAAAAAAUUUACAAAUGAAAAUCUUGAUGAAGAUAAAAUGUUUGAUAAUUUAAUUAAUUCUUUUUCGGAUUUUGUAAAUACUGAUGAAAGAAUGGAAUCUUAUCGUGGAAUUGUUGGUUUGUGUUUGGCAAUGGUCAGAAAUUCUCAAGAAAAAAAGAAAGAAAAUAAAGAAAAAUAAAAAUAAGAAAAAUAAGAAAAAUAAGAAAAAAAGUCUUUCGAAUCUGAUUUAUUUAAUUUGGGAAUGUAAGGUAGAUUAGCGGACUGUUUUAAUCCUUUAACUUAUCUUGGUACCUUUGAACAAUAGAAUGAUGAAGAUUAUUAAAAUGAUGAAAAUUAUUAAAAUGAUGAAAACUAUCAAAAUGAUUAAAAUAGCGAUUUGAAUAGUUAAAUAGAAGAUCAAAAUAGUUAAAUGGAUUAUUCCGACGAAGAUCAAAAUGAAGAUUUUUCAAUUGACGAUGAAAAUUAUCUCGAUAGUUCAAAAACCAAAACCAGAUAACAUUAUCAAACAAAUGAAACUGAUAAAAAAAAUAUAUUCGAAUUUAAUUGA
Messenger RNA from Tetrahymena thermophila SB210, 768 nucleotides. RefSeq lists its product as hypothetical. The record is from RefSeq and is a predicted model, not a curated record. The transcript has a single exon. Lineage: Eukaryota; Ciliophora; Oligohymenophorea; Hymenostomatida; Tetrahymenidae.